This is a messenger RNA of Adineta steineri, 1362 nucleotides long. The record is from the annotation of a GenBank genome assembly. NCBI's taxonomy places the organism in Eukaryota, Metazoa, Rotifera, Eurotatoria, Adinetida, Adinetidae.
AUGUCAAACUUAACUCAUGAAAAUUUAUCUUGUCCUGCUAUAUUUGAAUAUCUUUGUUGGCCACGAGCAACAGCUAAUCAAUUAGUAAAUGUUUCAUGUGCUGUUAUUCGUCAUAAUGGUGUUGAUCUAUCAAAAUCUUUCAGUCGAUAUUGUUAUCCAGCUGGUAACUGGUCUGAACUAAAUUUAGCUCCAUGUUUUCAUGCCGAUGUGUUGGCUUUAUUGGGUAACUCUUAUUCUCGAAGACCUCCAAAAGAAAGAGAAGUUUUCGAAAAAAUGAUUCGAAUUCUUCGUAUUGUGGAAUUAGCUGGAUUAUCUAUAUCAUUAUCUAGUAUUCUCAUAUCAUUGUUUAUAUUUUUUACAUUUAAAUCAUUGUAUUGCAGUCGUACAAAAAUUCAUGUAAAUCUUUUAUUAGCUAUUCUUAUACAAAUUAUUGCUCGAUUAACAACAUAUGGAAUUCAAAUGGUCCAAGUAAAUGAUUCCCCUAAAAAUGAUUGUGAUAUAAAUGGAAAUCUUCAUGCAUAUCCACGAACAAGUGUAUUUAGUGGAAUUUGCCCAUUAUUUAUUAUAUUUUUACAAUUUGGUAUAACAGCUAUGUUUAUGUGGAUGCUUUGCGAAGGAAUUCAUUUAAACAUUGUUUUAACAGUUAGCGUUUUUAAAAAACGUUUCAAAACAUAUUAUUUUCAUAUACUUGGCUGGGUUGUUCCACUUUGUUUAACAUUGAGUUGGAGUUUAGUUAUGUUUAUCAAAGAACGUGAUCGAAGAUGUUUUAAUAAUUAUAAUCAUUUAAAAUACUAUUGGAUUAUCGAUGGACCUCGUUAUGCAGUAAUGAUUAUCAAUAUUAUUUUCCUAUUGAAUAUUCUUCGAGUUUUAAUGGUUAAAAUAAAAGAAGGUUCAGAAAAACAAAUUCGAGAAGAUAAACGUCGUGGCUCAAUGAAUGCAAAAUUCGUCAGAAAAGCAGUUAAAGCAGCUAUUUUCCUCGUACCUUUAUUGGGUAUUACUCAUGGUUUUGAAACAUUUAUCUCAGCGGAUGACAAACCAAUUACUAUCUUUGCUAUAUAUUCUUCGGUGAAUGUUGUCUUAAUGACACUCCAAGGAUUUUUUUGUUCAUUACUUUAUUGUUUUCUUAAUGCCGAAGUUCGUGAAACAUUAUCUCGACGUUUUCAAACAACAGAAAUAUGGUAUCGAUGGAAACAAUAUUUAGGAAAUAAAGAUCAAUGUCAAAAUAAAACAAUUAAUAAUGAAGUUCAAACACGUUUAGAUUUAUAUACAUCAAAUAACAAAACAUCUAAAAAAAAUUCAAUUGAAUUAGAAGAAUAUCGAUUAACGUCUGACAUUGACGAAGUAAAUACAAAUCAAAUUUAA